AUGUUUGCCUCAUCAACACCCAGAGUCACAACUUAAAGAACUAUAACAUUUAUCCAAUAUUUUUAUAAUGCAUAUUUAUUCAUUGCAAUCGAUCUACUUGGAGUUAUGUUGCAGGUAAUAUGGUGA
This is a messenger RNA of Paramecium pentaurelia, 126 nucleotides long. Lineage: Eukaryota; Ciliophora; Oligohymenophorea; Peniculida; Parameciidae. The record is from the annotation of a GenBank genome assembly.